This is a messenger RNA of Drosophila rhopaloa, 1268 nucleotides long. RefSeq names its product ornithine decarboxylase 1. NCBI's taxonomy places the organism in Eukaryota, Metazoa, Arthropoda, Insecta, Diptera, Drosophilidae. Gene Ontology annotation, molecular function: ornithine decarboxylase activity. Gene Ontology annotation, cellular component: cytoplasm. The record is from RefSeq and is a predicted model, not a curated record. The coding region runs from base 20 to 1204 and encodes 394 amino acids. The transcript has 6 exons.
UGCGAACAGUAUCCCUGAGAUGGCGAACGGUCUCCCAGAAAUCCAGUACUACGAGCACGAGCUCAACAUCCGCCGGGUGAUCGAGCAGUCCGACCUGCAGGGUCUGGAUCAGGCCCUCAACAUCUGCGAUCUGUCCAGCGUGGAAAGGAAGCAUCGCCUCUGGCAGAAGCUUCUGCCCAGGAUUAAGCCCUUCUACGCCGUCAAGUGCAACGACGAUCCCGUGGUGGUCAAGUUGCUGGCGGAGCUGGGAGCCGGGUUCGAUUGCGCCUCAAAAAAUGAACUCAAACUGGUCCUAGGCUUUGAUGUCUCACCAGAGCGCAUUAUCUUUGCCAAUCCCUGUCGACCUGUCAGCCAUCUGGAAUACGCCAGGGAGAAGGAGGUGGCCAAUGGCACGGUGGAUAACGAGUUCGAGGUGUACAAGCUGCACCAGCACUAUCCCGACUCCAACCUUAUUGUGAGAUUCAAAAGCGAGGCCAAGGAGGCGCAGUGUCCGCUGGGCGACAAGUUCGGCUGCGAUGCGGAUGUGGAUGCUGCGGCCCUAAUGCUGCUGGCCAAGUCCUUGGAUCUGAAGGUGACCGGCACCAGUUUCCAUGUGGGCUCCGGAUGCAGCGAACUGGAGGCCUACGAUCGGGCCAUCAAGAAGGCCAAGAACCUCUUCAAGUUGGGCGGGCUGCUGGGCUAUGACAUGGACUUUUUGGACAUAGGCGGCGGCUUUCCCGGCAGCGAUGAUGGAAAGUUUAAGAGGAUAGCCGAAAGUGUUAACACCUCGGUGCAGCGCCACUUUCCCGAUGAGCGGGUGCAAAUAAUUGCCGAGCCAGGACGUUUCUUUGUAGCGGCUGCCUUCACAUUGGUCUGCAAGAUUCAUGCCAAGCGGGAGAUUCGCAAUGAAGCUGGCAAGCUGGACACCGUGAUGUACUACCUAAAUGAUGGCGUCUAUGGAUCCUUCAACUGCAUUCUGUACGACCAUCAAGUGGUGACUGCGGAGCAUUAUCUAGACGAAGCGGAUGCAUUGCCCCAGUUGAAGUCUCUGAUUUGGGGACCAAGUUGUGACGCAUUUGACAAGAUAUCAGAGGACCUGUUCUUGCCCAACCUGAACCGAGGCGAUCUUUUAGGAUUUCGAAACAUGGGAGCCUAUACAAUGCCCAUUGCAAGUCCAUUUAAUGGAUUCGAUGUCCCAAAGACUCUGUACUUCCGAGCGAUAUGACUAAACCGUUUGUUGAAACCAAUAAAAGCAACACUGGCUUGCACUUCUUUCCAGCAUGAAAGCU